UAAAAGCAGUAGCUGUACACAAACACUCAUCACUGGUAACCUACAGUAAAAGAAUUGUUCAGUAUUAGUUCUAUACAGCAAACCAAGACAAGAUGGAUUCCUGUUCUUAUUUUAAGCUGAUAGGAUGCUUCAUUCUUAUUAGCAUUGCUAUUGUUCCAACACAAGGUUGUUUUCCUCUUGACUGUCAGGAAGCAUACAAAAAUGGUACAGUAUGCAGUGGAGUAUAUACUGUGAAACCUGAUAAUCUACCAGCUUUUGACGUCUAUUGUGAUAUGAGUAAUGGAGGUGGAUGGACUGUAUUUCAAAGGAGAAUGAAUGAUAAAACUGACUUCUACCUCAACUGGGAUGACUAUCAGUAUGGAUUUGGAGACCUCGAUAAAGAGUUCUGGCUGGGACUUUAUUACAUAAACCGACUUACUGACUUGGAAGAUUUUGAUGGGAAUAAGAAGUAUGCUACUUAUUCUACUUUUAAAGUAGGGAAUGCAGACACAGAGUACAAGCUGACUGUGUCUGGAUAUGCAGGCAAUGCUGGAGAUAGUCUGAGCUAUCAUAAUGGAGCGGAGUUCUCCACCAAAGAUCAAGACAAUGACGACUCCUCAGGAAACUGUGCAACAAGUUAUGACGGAGCAUGGUGGUAUAAGAAUUGUCAUCUCUCAAACCUCAAUGGUCUGUAUUUGGUUGGGUCUCAUUCCUCAUAUGCCAAUGGUGUCAAUUGGUAUCAUUUCAAGGGAUACCACUAUUCACUGAAGACAACUGAAAUGAAACUAGGAAGCAGUUGAACAGUCAGUGUCUACUGGAGAACUAACAGUUCAUUAUUGCUAGUAUAGUUGAGUCCAUUUAUAUUUACUUUUUGCUACAAAUAUUCAAUUGAUUUCAA
Molecule: messenger RNA, 877 nt
Organism: Amphimedon queenslandica
Lineage: Eukaryota; Metazoa; Porifera; Demospongiae; Haplosclerida; Niphatidae
Product: ryncolin-1-like
Exons: 3
Coding region: 93-779 (228 amino acids)
Source: RefSeq, a predicted model, not a curated record